Messenger RNA from Styela clava, 2302 nucleotides. Its product is annotated as glucose-6-phosphate 1-dehydrogenase-like. Gene Ontology annotation, cellular component: cytosol. The record is from RefSeq and is a predicted model, not a curated record. Gene Ontology annotation, molecular function: glucose-6-phosphate dehydrogenase activity; NADP binding. Gene Ontology annotation, biological process: glucose metabolic process; pentose-phosphate shunt, oxidative branch. NCBI's taxonomy places the organism in Eukaryota, Metazoa, Chordata, Ascidiacea, Stolidobranchia, Styelidae.
UGAGAUAGAUACCUAGGACCUCAAAUAGCAUUCAAAAAAGAAUAUAUAGAAUGUGACAGAAGCAACAUCAAUCCUUUCUGAAAAAGAAUGUCUGUCUUGAUGACAUAUUCAAUGCACAGUGAUCUCGACAAAUCUGGCGAAUUUCACUGUUUUCAGAUGAAAGGUCUACAUAGAACUGAAUUUAUCAGCGACUAUUUAAACUGUGACUAAACAGAAACCAGCACAAUGUCAGAAGAGCUAGACACGUUAGGAGUUCUACCGGAGAUUGAUAGUGAAGGCAACCUGAUGAAGCGGUUUAAGAGAGCCCUCUCCAUGGAGAUCAUGCUUGGCCAAGCGCAUAUCUUCGUAGUUCUUGGAGCUUCGGGAGAUUUGGCCAAGAAAAAGAUCUUUCCGACCUUGUGGUGGUUGUAUAAGGAUGAUCUACUUCCUCCAACCAUAUACAUUGUUGGAUAUGCAAGAUCCAAACUGACCACUAAUGACCUGAAGGCAAAAUGUAUGCCUUUUAUGAAGGUUACUGAUGAAGAGAAGGAAACAUGUGAUAAAUUUUGGGGCAAUGUUAUGUAUGUACAGGGAUCAUACACUGAAGUUGAAUCGUUUGAGAAGUUGCAAACUUCGAUGUCUUGUCUACCUGGUGGAAAUUUUUCAAAUCGUCUUUUUUAUCUUGCUCUACCUCCAACUGUGUUUAAAGAUGUCACUAAGAAUAUCCACAGUGUCUGCAUGAGUACUGGUGGAUGGAACAGAGUGAUCGUUGAAAAACCUUUCGGAAGAGAUUUUGAUUCUUCAGCAGAACUUUCAUGUCAUCUUUCCCAACUUUAUAAAGAAUCACAAUUGUAUAGAAUUGAUCAUUAUCUUGGGAAAGAGAUGGUUCAGAAUCUACUGGUUCUAAGGUUUGGAAAUCGAAUUUUUGGUCCAAUCUGGAAUCGAGACAAUAUUUCCAGCAUCUUGUUCACUUUUAAAGAACCAUUUGGUACGGCUGGAAGAGGAGGAUAUUUUGAUGAGUUUGGUAUUAUCAGGGAUGUUAUGCAAAACCACUUGCUUCAAGUUCUUUGUCUUGUUGCCAUGGAAAAACCUGCUUCAAAAAAUGCAGAUGAUCUCAGGAAUGAAAAGGUUAAGGUGCUGAGGUGUAUCAAACCUUUGGAAAAAAAGGAUAUCGUGUUGGGGCAGUAUGAAGGUGACCCCAAUGGUAAAGGUGAUGCCAAGUUGGGUUAUCUUGAUGAUGACACAGUACCCAACAACUCCAUCACCCCAACAUUUGCAGUGUCUCGUUUUAAUAUAUGCAAUGAAAGAUGGGACGGUGUUCCAUUUAUUAUGAAAUGUGGAAAAGCAAUGAAUGAACGAAAAGCUGAAGUUCGUAUUCAAUUUCGACCUGUACCUGGUGAUAUAUUUGAUGACGGUCAAUUGAAACGCAAUGAACUAGUUGUUCGGGUGCAACCAAACGAGUCUGUUUAUAUUAAAAUGAUGACAAAAACACCUGGAAUGAAGGUGGAACCUGUUGGCACUGAAUUGGAUUUGACGUACAGUAAUAGAUAUAAGGGAGUAAAAAUGCCUGAUGCCUAUGAGAGAUUAAUUUUGGAUGUUUUCAUUGGAUCACAAAUGAAUUUUGUUCGCAGUGAUGAAUUAUCUGAAGCAUGGAGAAUCUUUACUCCAUUACUCCAUGAGAUUGAUGAUGGGAGAUUGAAACCUAUCAAAUAUAAAUAUGGAGUGAGAGGUUUCAAAGAAGCAGAUGAAUUUGUACAGAACUCGGGAUACGUAUAUGAUGCAAACUAUAGAUGGAUACCACCAACUUCACCAGCUAAAUCACCGAAAUAAAUUUCUGAUUUCGUGUAUCCCAUACGUUCAAACAUAUGCAUGAUUGAUUCAUAAUUAAUUUAAAAUGAGACUUAUUCUAUGUAUAAGUACGUAUUUACUCUUGUACUAUCUAUUACACCUAAACAUUUAAGCAGCCUUGCUUAUCAUACGUCAAUAGCUUUUCCUAUCCACAGUUUCAUCUCAGGAUUGCAAUAUUUUAUUUUUUUCCACUUGAAAUUUGAAAUAUUUCCUCAAAUUUUUAUUGAAAUGGCAAACUGAUUUUUUAUGGUGAUGAAUUUACCUUUUUUAAAUCAUGUUUCUUGACAUUAUUUAAAACACACGGUGAGGAACUUCUAUUUGUUUAAUUCUCACAAGAGAUCAGCUAUUAUUAUUUCAUUGUAGUAUGUGAAUUUUGACAUAUAUCAUAUUUUUGCUGCAUAAAUUGCAAAUUUAUAUGUUUUAUAUGUUAUAUGUUUUCCAUUGUGUAAUUCGAAAAAGUUCGUCUUCAAGUCAA